Molecule: messenger RNA, 3074 nt
Organism: Nicrophorus vespilloides
Lineage: Eukaryota; Metazoa; Arthropoda; Insecta; Coleoptera; Silphidae
Product: enolase-phosphatase E1-like
Exons: 5
Coding region: 387-2243 (618 amino acids)
Molecular function (GO): acireductone synthase activity; magnesium ion binding
Source: RefSeq, a predicted model, not a curated record
UCGUGCGCGAGGGUUGGCAGCCUUGGCAAUUCUGCGCGCUGUUCGCGAGAGUCGUGCGAAACCGUUAACGAUCGUUUGGCGGGCUGCGACCAUAUGCGCAUGCGUCUACUCACAUUCACCUCACCAUUUCGUGUCGUUGACUGAUUGCAUUUUUCACUAAACAGUGAAGCUGUGAACUUGCCGUUUAUAUUGCAAACCUAGCAGCCCCCAAUACCUAGCAAAUCGCACAAGGUUCGCAAGAACAGGACUAGCAGAGAAAGCAAAGCCGUUCUAGUCACUUGCGUGUUGACUGCGAAAGAGCUAACAGCGAAUCAAUUUCAAAAAGCGCAGAACUUAGCGAAAGUACAAAAAAGUAAAGAGAGAAAAAAAAAGAGAAGGCAGCCAAGAUGAGUAGUGAGAACUUUGAUAAAUGUGCCGCAAUCCUGUUGGACGUCUCCGGGACAACCACCUCCAUCAACUUUGUGAAGGAUACUCUCUUUCCGUUCGCCGUAAAACAUGCCGAAGAAUACUUGAAGGCGAACUGGGAAUCCGAUGAUGUCAAAGAGGCGGUCAAGGAGUUGCCCGAAGGUGCUGAAGCUGAAGUCGCCAAAGCCGUCGAGCAAUUUACAAAAGCCACAAACGACGACACCGAUAAUAAAGGUGCAAAGAGUUUACAAGGUUUGAUCUACAAGAAAGGAUACGAAUCUGGUGAUCUAAAAGCACAUGUCUUCGCUGACGUCAAAGAGAACUUGGAAAAUUGGUCGAAAACCAAGAAAAUUAUGAUCUACAGUACAGGUUCUGUCGAGUCACAGAAACAGCUAUUCUCUCACACAACUGAGGGUGAUUUAUCCUCGUUCAUCACCAACUAUUACGAUCAAACAGUUGGAUCAAAAACAGAGUCUGCUAGUUACGAGAAAAUUUCAAAAGAAGCCAGUUUUAAACCAGAAGAAGUCAUUUUUGUCACUGAUAACCUUGAAGAGGCAAAGGCAGCUAAAACAGCUGGCUGCAAUGCCGUUCUGGUAUUACGUGAAGGAAACGCCGAAAUUAAGGAGGAAGAUCGCAAGGAAUUUACGACAAUAAGCAGCUUUACGGAGUUAGCUUCUGCAAAGCGUAAGACUCCAGAUGAUGUCUCCACUGAGGCUCCUCCCAGCAAGGUCGCUAAGACUGAAGAAACUUCGGAACCGAAAGAUGCUGAGCAGAAAGAGGAAAAGAAAACCGAAGUAGUCGAGGAAGCUAUGGACGUAGAUUCUUCUGACAAAUCAGAGAAACCAGAAGAAGUGAAAACUGCAGAGGCACCUAAAGAGGAGGAAAUAUCCGUUGAAAAGAAAGAAGACGCAGAAGAGAAAAAGGAGGCAGUUGUCUCCACAACGGAGCCGGAAAAGGUAAAAGAAGCCGAACCAAAGAAGGCCGAGGAAAGUAUGGAGACUGAUACAGCUGAAGAAGCCAAGGAGACAGAUUCCGAAAAGGUAGAGAUAGCCGAGGAAGCUAAAGAAUCCAAGCCAGAGGAGUCAAAAAUGGAGGAGGUUCAAGAAGAACCCACAACCACUAAACCAGAACCGGAGACCACUGAGGAGAAACCAAAAGAGGUGGUAGAAUCUGUCAAUGAAGCUGCAGCUAAAGAGACAGACAAAAAGAUUGUAGAAGAGCCUAAAACAGAGAACAAACCUGAAAUUGAAACAACAACUGAAAAAGUUGAAGAGUCAAAGACAGAUGACGUCAAAGCUGAAGAAGACAAGGAUAAAAAAGAGGAACCAAAAGAGAAAAAGGCAGAGGAAACUAAAACGACAGAAGUAGAUACUACUACUCCUACAGGAGCAGCCGCCACUACUACCACCACAACCACACCUUCCACAACAGAAGCUGAAGCGAAAGAAGCUAAAUCGCAGGAGGAAAAGACAAAAGACGAAGAAACUAAGCCAGAUGAGCCUAAAGUUGAGGAGAAAACCGUAGGGAAUGGUAAAAAGGAGGAUAGUAAACCAGAAACUGAUGAAGAAAAGAAGGAAGAGGCUGAAGAGAAGGAAGGCGAGAAGAAGGUGGAAAAUGGCGUUGAGGAAGAAAAGGAAAACAAGAGCGAAAUUGCCAACGGAGCAGAGAAAAAUGGUGAUUCGACAACAACUACCACCUCAACCACCGUCGCCAAGAAUGGAGAGGUUGAGAAUGGGACCACCACCACCCCUACAGAAGAGAAGAACAAGGACGAAGAGAUCAAGGUAAAAAAAAUUGAAGACAGCGCUGAGUCGACGCCGGUCAGGGUCGAGGCGUAAACCAAUGAUUGCGGUCCAAAACUGAUCCUCCUUCACUUUUACUAAUUUAUUAUUUUAUGACAAAAAAAAUAUCAUAUAAGUCUCUGUGUUCAUCGUUUUAUACAAUCUCUCUCUGCCAUUUUAUACACUAUCAAAAAAAAAAUAUAUUUAAAAAAUAUAACAAGGAGAAAGAUUUAGAGACAGAAUAUUUUUUCGAGAUGAGAUAAUGUAUAAAAUGCGGGAAAUUCCGAAAUUCAUUAAGUUUCCUUUUUGAGAUGGAAGAUUGUGCCAAAACUCUUAUACACGUGACCUAGUGUAUGAUUACCUAUCCAAGAAAAACAUAAUAUAAAAAAAGAGCACAAUAUAAUAUACUAAUUUCAAGUAUUAUUAAAAAUGAAAAAUUUAAAGACUGUGAAUAGACUGGAUAUAAGAAUUUCCGUUUUUGAAUUCCUACAAUGUUUCGUUAUUUUUAUUCAAAACAGCAGUAUUAUUGAAUUGAGAUUUUUUCGUUUUCUAUCUUUUUCUUUUAUAUAUAUAUUUUUUUUUAUUCUCAAUAGGUUCUUUUUUCAAGACAUAUGUAAAAGAGGAAAGAUAAAAUAGGUGUAUGUACUUAGGUAUUAAGGCUUAUUUUUUACAUUCCUUACUCAUUGGAAGUAACAAGUAUUUGAACCCCACAUUGAUGGAUUGAUUGACGUUGAAACUGUCAGUGUCCUUCUCUCCUCGUCCUCCUCUUUUUCUCUUAAUUUUAAUAUUAUUUAACUUUAUCGUAUAUAUAUAUUAUAUAGGGUUUGUAAUAUCUUCCAUCCUCUAUUUGUAAUAAUAAUUAAAUAUCGUUGUGGAUUGAAAGCGAAA